Messenger RNA from Oppiella nova, 831 nucleotides. Lineage: Eukaryota; Metazoa; Arthropoda; Arachnida; Sarcoptiformes; Oppiidae. The record is from the annotation of a GenBank genome assembly.
AUGAGAGGUAACGGCGCUCUUGUCGUGUGUCUGCUUCUGGCUCUGUGGGCGCCGUCCGCUCUCCCGGCGCCCGACGAACAGCCGGCGCCGCGCUGGCCGUGGAAGCGCUCGGAAUACGCGACUCUUUUGGAGCGGAAGUUGUGUUUCAAAGCGGAAGCGAUCGGCGAAGAGUUGGUUCGCGUCUGCGAUCCCGACGCUCUUCUGGCGACCGCCGACGCCCUCCUCUUGAACCGCCUUUUGCUCAGCGAAGAGACGGCCGAAGAGGUGUUCGACGGCGAAGACGACUGUUUGCGGCGUUCCCUCAGAAUAGGCGUCGCCUUCGCCUUCGAAACGCUGCGAGAAAUUGGCGAAGAAGACUUUUUCGCUGAAGAACUGCUCACCAGAUGGCGCCUCGCGUCUCAAGACUGUCGCACAGAUCUCGUCCUCUUCGUCGACAGUCGCAGACCUCAGGUUUGUCUUCUCUUCUUCUGGAACUGCUUUCUUCUCACUCUCUCUCUUCAGUUGUCAAUAGCGGCGGGAAAUCAGACGCGAGACGUCUUUUCGGCCGCUUUUCCCGUGAUUUGCGACGAAUUGACAGAAGAGUUCGCGAACUCUUCGCCGGAAGACAACUAUUUCGAGUUCGUUCGCAACGCUUCCCUCCGUCUGCACCGGGAGUUCGGAGUCCGCCGUUCGGAACGCCUUUCGGCGGAGCGUCGGCGCCGCGAAUCGCAGCACUCGUUGCUCUCAACACUCGUUUACUGCGUGUCUUUGGCCGCAAUCCUUGUAAUCGCGUGUUAUUACUGCUAUUGCGGGAAACGGAAGCGCGCGGAAAACGCGUCGCAAACGGAAUAA